AGAAAGCGAUUGGAAUAUUGAUUGAAAAUCGUUUCCUGAUUUUAACCUGGACAUCGAAUUCACUGGCGAGUUCCUUUCCAUAAGCCAUGGACAAACGGGCCAAAGCGGGGUAUCGACCUUAUUACGCCUCUUGGGCGGGUGUGGGCGUCGCCCUGGGAUUGGGCACCUACUACCUUUACCGCCAAAACAGACGGGAAAACAGACAGGUCCAAAACGACCAGACAUCGAAUCCUAGCGAAGCACCAAGAUUAGAUGAACCAGUUCAAACCCUUCUGGAUGUUAUUCCUAAUGAAUGGCAAGAGGUCAAAGAGGCUCCGAAGAAAAUGGAAAACUCUGAGGCAUGUUUUCUUAUUAUUCAGACCGAAGCGGACGCCAAAGCGAAGGGUUCAUCGGCGGCUUUUGAUCGGAUCAAGGCUGGCUUCGAUCAUCAAGACUAAAUAACUAACCGCACUCACCCAUGGCUGGAGAAAGCGGCUAAAAUCAUGGCCAAUUCAUCUUGUUGAUGCUGACUUCUCAUUUGUAGGCGUCGCUCUUUCUCGUAGCUUUGUUCCAGAUCGUAACCGGGAGGUGCAUUCCGGAGAAUCUCCACCCGGAGGAUGCCAUCCCGCGGCCAAGUGUCUUUGACCCCUUCCAAGCAAUGCACCGGGAUCCGCGAGAACGUCACGUGAAUGUAAAUCAACAUCAAGAAGCACAAAAUGGCCUGUAAACCAGAAUAAAACCUUCCAUCAUGUCA
This is a messenger RNA of Tigriopus californicus, 733 nucleotides long. RefSeq lists its product as uncharacterized. NCBI's taxonomy places the organism in Eukaryota, Metazoa, Arthropoda, Copepoda, Harpacticoida, Harpacticidae. The transcript has 2 exons. The coding region runs from base 87 to 437 and encodes 116 amino acids. The record is from RefSeq and is a predicted model, not a curated record.